AUGAAACGCCAUUCAAAAAGUGCCUCCAAGAGUAAUAAACGUGAAGGAAGAAAAGAAAGACGCCAAAAGGAAGAGGGGGAACUUAAACAGCUCAAAGAGAGAAUUGAAAACUAUGAUCCCAAAGUAGACGAAGAAGCGAUGCAACAAUUUAGUGAUCUACCAAUCACACAGAAUACUCUAAGAGGACUCAAGGAAUCUGCAUUCAUUUCAUUAACUGAUAUUCAAAAAAAGACAAUUCCUAUAGCCUUGAAAGGGCAUGAUUUGAUGGGAACUGCCAGAACUGGGUCUGGUAAAACCUUGGCUUUUCUCAUUCCUGUAAUUGAGCUUUUGAUCAAGAAUGACAUUACCGAGUACGAUGGAUUGGCCGCGUUGAUUGUAUCCCCCACAAGAGAACUUGCAGUACAGAUUUUUGAAGUCUUGGCCAAAAUUGGUAAAUACAAUUCAUUUUCUGCAGGUUUAGUCACUGGUGGGAAGGAUGUACAAUAUGAAAAGGAAAGGAUAUCAAGAAUGAAUAUCUUGGUUGGAACUCCUGGACGUAUCUCGCAGCAUUUAAAUGAAGCUGUAGGGAUGGAGACAUCCAACUUGCAGGUUUUAGUUUUAGAUGAAGCAGAUAGAUGUCUCGAUAUGGGGUUUAAAAAGCAAAUUGAUAACAUUAUAAGUCACUUGCCACCAACAAGACAAACCUUACUAUUUUCAGCCACCACUACAGACAGUGUUCGAGAUUUGGCCCGGUUGUCCUUGACGAAUCCAAAGAGAAUAGGCACUUCCUCGGACCAAGAUGUGUCUGCAAUUCCCGAAUCAUUGGAUCAGUAUUAUGUUAGGGUACCGUUAGAAGAAAAGUUGGAUGUCUUGUGGUCCUUUAUCAAAUCACAUUUAAAGAGCAAGAUCUUGGUCUUCUUUUCAUCCUCAAAGCAAGUGCAAUAUACCUAUGAAUCAUUCCGUACGCUUCAACCCGGUAUUUCGCUUUUGAAGCUUUAUGGACGUAAUAAGCAAACGUCGAGAUUGGAAACAACAAUGAAAUUUGCCCAGGCUCAGCAUGUCUGUCUUUUUGCAACUGAUAUCGUAGCUAGAGGUUUAGAUUUUCCAGCAAUAGAUUGGGUUAUUCAAGUUGAUUGUCCCGAGGAUGUGGCAACCUAUGUUCACCGAGUGGGGAGAUCAGCAAGAUUUGGAAGGCAGGGUAAAUCCUUACUCAUGCUAACACCAACUGAAGAGGAGGGUUUUUUGCAAAGGCUCAAGGCUCAAAAUAUUGAACCAAAGUUGAUGAAUAUUAAACAAAAGAGUAAGAAAUCAAUAAGACCGCAAUUGCAAUCUUUAUGCUUCAAAGAUCCAGUGAUGAAGAAUUUAGGACAACGAGCAUUUAUUGCUUACUUUAAAUCUGUACAUAUACAAAAGGACAAGGAGGUGUUUAAUGUCGAAGCGUUGCCAGCUGAGGCGUAUGCGUCAUCAUUGGGUCUUCCUGGGGCACCUAAGAUCAAAAUCAAAGGAGGUUCUGCUAGUAAGGAGAAAAAGAACGAGUCGAGAAAAUUGCUUGCUUUGUCGAAAAGUGAUGCUGACGGUGAGGUUGAGGAAAAGCCUUCUAAAGUCAAGACUAAAUACGAUCGAAUGUUUGAGAGAAAGAAUCAAACGAUAUUGUCAGAUCAUUAUUUGAACUUGACAAACAGCAAAGCAAAUGGAAAAGAGGAUGAAGAGGAAGAGGACUUCAUGACAGUGAAGCGACAAGAUCAUGAAUUGAAAGAUGAAGAUUUACCUGAUUUGCUGUUGCCAGUGUCCAAGAGACAAGCAAAGAAAGCACUUUCCAAAAAGGCAUCAAUAGCAGAGAAGGGCAACCCAACAAAAUUGAAGUUUGACGAUGAUGGCGUAGCACAUCCAAUAUACGAAUUGGAGGGUGAAGAAGAUUUUAUCAAAGCUGGUGAUGCAAAGAAACAAAAAGAGGACUUCCUUACCAAAGAGCAAGAAUUGAUGAAGGUUACAGAUGCUGCUGAUAAAGAGGUGGAAAGACAAAAACGUCAAGAAAAGAAGAGAAAGAGGAAGGAAGCAGAGAGAAGAAUGAGGGAGGAAGAGGAACAUUACUCUGAAAGUGAAGAAGAUAUUCCGGACUUGGAGCGUGAUAUGGAGCUUGAUGACAAAAAGCCAUCUACAAGAGAUACCACCUGGUUUAAAGAUGAACCGGAAGCUAAGAGACAAAAGAAGGAUGAGUUUAUUGAAAUUGAUGAGCCAGAAACUUUGGAGGAUCUUGAAUCAUUGGCAGCUAAGUUAAUUAGUAACUAG
Messenger RNA from Lodderomyces orthopsilosis Co 90-125, 2268 nucleotides. It is a transcript of the gene HCA4, whose product is annotated as RNA-dependent ATPase. Gene Ontology annotation, molecular function: RNA helicase activity; ATP binding; nucleic acid binding. Gene Ontology annotation, biological process: rRNA processing. NCBI's taxonomy places the organism in Eukaryota, Fungi, Ascomycota, Pichiomycetes, Serinales, Debaryomycetaceae. The record is from RefSeq and is a predicted model, not a curated record. Bases 1 to 2268 code for a protein of 755 amino acids. The transcript has a single exon. Gene Ontology annotation, cellular component: nucleus.